Molecule: messenger RNA, 2704 nt
Organism: Monopterus albus (swamp eel)
Lineage: Eukaryota; Metazoa; Chordata; Actinopteri; Synbranchiformes; Synbranchidae
Gene: guf1
Product: GTP binding elongation factor GUF1
Exons: 17
Coding region: 245-2272 (675 amino acids)
Biological process (GO): positive regulation of translation
Cellular component (GO): mitochondrion
Molecular function (GO): GTPase activity; mitochondrial ribosome binding; GTP binding
Source: RefSeq, a predicted model, not a curated record
UGAAUCGUCACUCAAAUAUGGCAGCGCCCUAGGAGCUCAUGUACCUGGGUUUUGUUACAGGACUAUUUACUUUUAAGAUAGGUUUUUAUUUUUAUUCUUGUGACAGCCUACUCCUGGUCUGCCAGUGUAGUAGUGGCCUACACUUUAUUUACAACAGCUCUGAACUAUUCCACAGGUAGCUAACGCUAGCUAACGUUAACUUAUCCUUCCUAGAAUGCCUGUAGGUUACUAGCUGAGCGAAGACAUGUCGCUUUUUCUUGUCAAACGGUGGUGUGCAACGCCUCUGUUAAGACGUGUAUUACAGUUUAAAUUGUAUAGAAGGAAAAUACAAAACUAUAACACGACCUACACGCUGUUAAGACACCCCUGGCUGAAAAGACUGCCUGCUUUCUCCAGCAGCUUCAGGCUGGCCAGCACGCAGACAGACAAGGAAACCAUUGACUUGUCCAAGUUCCCUGUGGACAGAAUCAGGAAUUUUUGCAUCAUUGCUCAUAUUGACCAUGGAAAAAGCACUUUAGCUGACAGGCUGUUGGAGAUAACAGGUGCCAUAGCAAAGACUGAGAAGAACAAACAGGUGUUGGACAAGCUUCAGGUGGAGCGAGAGAGAGGGAUAACGGUAAAGGCCCAGACAGCCUCACUGUUGUACAACCACCAGGGACAGCAGUACCUCCUGAACCUCAUUGACACACCGGGUCAUGUAGACUUCAGUUAUGAAGUGUCUCGAUCGAUUUCUGCAUGCCAAGGAGUCCUGUUGAUUGUUGAUGCCAAUCAGGGGAUCCAAGCGCAGACGAUGGCUAACUUCUACCUGGCUUUUGAAGCUCAGCUGUCAAUAAUCCCAGUCAUCAACAAGAUUGAUUUGAAAAAUGCUGACCCAGAGACAGUGGAGUCACAGAUUGAAAAGGCGUUUGAUAUUCCACGUGCAGAAUGCAUCAGGAUUUCAGCUAAACUUGGAACAAACGUUGAAAAUGUUCUCCAAGCAGUUGUGGACAGGAUUCCACCACCACCAGUGAGCACUGACGGCCCAUUUAAAGCCCUAGUUUUUGACUCCAGUUUCGACCACUACAGAGGUGUUGUGGCCAAUAUCGCUGUGUUUGGAGGUCGGGUCAGAAGAGGUGACAAGAUUGUUUCAGCACAUCUCGGCAAAGCCUACGAGGUCAACGAGCUGGGGCUUCUCCGACCAGAGGAGCACCCGACACAGAAGCUGUUUGCAGGCCAAGUGGGCUACAUAAUCGCAGGGAUGAAGGAUGUCAAGGAGGCCCAGAUUGGUGACACACUGUACCUCCAGGAGCAGCCAGUGGAGGCUCUGCCGGGGUUUAAACGCGCCAAAGCCAUGGUCUUUGCUGGCAUAUAUCCCAUGGACCAGUCAGAGUACCCAGGCCUGCGUAGCGCCAUAGAGAGGCUGACCCUGAAUGACUCGAGUGUCACUGUGCAGAGAGACAGCAGUAUGGCCCUGGGAGCAGGGUGGAGACUGGGCUUCCUGGGUCUACUCCAUAUGGAGGUGUUCAAUCAGAGGCUGGAGCAGGAAUACAAUGCCUCAGUUAUAGUAACAGCGCCCACCGUGCCCUACAAAGCUAUCCUCUCCUCAGCCAAACUCAUCAAGGAACAUGGCAGUGAAGAGAUAACCAUCGUGAACCCGGCUCAGUUCCCAGACCGAUCGGUUGUGUCAGAGUAUUUGGAGCCCAUGGUGCUGGGGACCAUUCUUGCUCCAGACACUUACAUUGGCAAGAUUAUGACUCUCUGCUUGACCCGUAGAGCCGUCCAGAAGAACAUGGUGUAUAUAGACGACCAGCGUGUUAUGAUCAAGUAUCUCUUCCCUUUAAAUGAAAUCAUUGUGGAUUUCUAUGACCUCCUCAAAUCACUGUCAUCUGGAUAUGCCAGCUUUGAUUAUGAGAUUGCAGGCUACCAGGCUGCUGAUUUGAUAAAGCUGGAUAUUCUGUUGAAUGGACGCCCUGUGGAAGAACUCACAACAAUUGUGCACACAGACCGUGCAUACAGUACAGGAAAAGCCGUGUGCGAGCGGCUCAAAGACUCCAUACCGAGGCAGUUGUUUGAGAUUGCCAUACAGGCUGUUAUCGGAAGUAAGGUAAUCGCAAGAGAAACAAUAAAGGCAUACCGAAAAAAUGUCCUUGCUAAAUGUUAUGGAGGUGACAUCACACGGAAGAUGAAGCUGCUGAAGAGGCAGGCAGAAGGUAAAAAGAAGAUGAGGCGCAUCGGCAAUGUGGAAGUUCCCAAAGACGCCUUCAUUAAUGUUCUAAAGAGGAAAGACAAAUAGUAAAUAAUAAUAAAUUAUAUGGAACAGGUCUUUGUUAUUGAAAGGCUCUGGUAGAUUUUCUCUGAAUAAAGUGGACAUUAGUGCUAUAAACUGCUAUACAUCAGAAGUAAUUGUGUUAAUGUUCACUAUAUGCAUUAUUACUUUCUCUCCCAACUUUUCAACACCACAUACAUAAUCCAGAGUUAAUUCUGUACCAACAUUACAAAAGAUAACUUGAAGCUUCAGAGGUCUUUAGUAAAAUUCCCUUUCUGUGCUUCCACAAACAGUAUUUGCUUUCUGAGCCACAGCAGAGGGAGAGUAAUACAGUUGUUGGACACUAAAAACAGUGUAACUACAAAUUAAAUCAUUCAGUUAGCCCCAUCUGAACUGUGGAACAUAUGUUUACACAGAGUACAGACUAUAGAUUUGGCCACCAGUCAUGUACGGUACGUU